CUCUGCCUCCGUUCAAUUAUUCAAUAUCUAACCAACAAACCAACGAACCCAUCUCUUUCUCUCUCUCUCUGUUCCACCUGCGUAUUUCUUUCUUCUCUCUCUCUUGCUUGGUUACUCCACUGGGGUUCCCUUCUCCUCUCUCUUUCUCUGGGUUCUCUGCUAUUUUACUAUCUGUUCUUUGAGUCUUCCAUUGAUGGUGUGUAAGCUGAAGAAGGAUAUGGGGAAGUACAUGAAGAAAGCCAAGAGUACAGGGGAAGUUGCAGUCAUGGAAGUCGCUCAAUCUUCUUUAGGGGUUCGAACCAGAGCCAAAACCCUAGCCUUGCAGAGACUCCAGAAGUCGACGAUGGAAUCGAUGGUUGACUCCGGGGCUUCUUAUUUACAGCUCCGAAGUCGGAGACUUGAGAAACCUCCUCUCCUUGCCGCCAGCAACCAUGAAUCGAAGAAACAACAAAAACCACCGCUACCCAGAAAUAAAGAGAAGGAAAGCGUCAAAUCAAACCCUAACCCUAAUUCGCGAACGAGUUCCAGGUUGGUUGCGGAUUCUGAAAAUUCUUGCUCUGUUGCUUCAGUGAGUUGUUCGAAAAAUGAAGAGGAGUUUUCGAACAAGGAGAAAACUCCUGUGGCAUUUGAAGAGGGGUCUCAGGAUAACACCGAUGAUGUGGGUAUUGAAGCUUCAUUUGGAGAGAACGUUUUGGAAAACGAAGGGAGAGAUAGGAGCACAAGGGAAACUACACCUUGCAGUUUGAUAAGGGAUUCAGACACCAUAGGAACUCCUGGUUCUACUACUAGGCCUUCCAACUCUACUGCAACAAAUCGAAGAGUACAGAAUGCAAUGAGGAGACUCGUCCCAACAGCACAUGAGAUGGAGGAGUUCUUUGCCAGUGCGGAGAGGCAGCAACAGAGACGGUUCAUAGAGAAAUACAAUUUUGAUCCAGUGAACGAUAAGCCUCUUCCUGGACGAUAUGAAUGGGUGAGGGUGACACCAUAAGUGGGUUUGGUGUUGCAUCAAAGCUGCUUCUCUCUGCAACCAGCUUCUAUCAGGAGGGUUUUUGAAGUGGCAGAGGAUGGAGUUGGUGGUCUACCACCCUUUCUUGCUGUGUUUAUAAGAAAAAGGAAGAUCCCUUUAAAGAUCUCUGUAGUCUAAUGGUCUGUAAACCUAACAGAGCCGAUGAGUUACUCAAACAAAUAUAAAACAGAAGUCCCUUUGUCUUAACAGAUCAUUUUUGAGGGGAAGAGAAAGAGGGUAGGUUUAAGGUGUCGCCUAGGUAGUCUAGUGUAACUGUGUAAGGAGUACAAGAGAAAAUUACCAGUUUUUCUUUUCUUUUUUCUUUUUUUUCCUUCCCUUAAUUUUCUCUUUUGUUUAUACUGGUGGCACUGAUGGAACUUAUGAAAUCCUUUUUAAAAUAAACGUGACUUAUUUCCC
Molecule: messenger RNA, 1423 nt
Organism: Macadamia integrifolia
Lineage: Eukaryota; Viridiplantae; Streptophyta; Magnoliopsida; Proteales; Proteaceae
Product: cyclin-dependent kinase inhibitor 5-like
Exons: 3
Coding region: 194-988 (264 amino acids)
Biological process (GO): negative regulation of cyclin-dependent protein serine/threonine kinase activity
Cellular component (GO): nucleus
Molecular function (GO): cyclin-dependent protein serine/threonine kinase inhibitor activity
Source: RefSeq, a predicted model, not a curated record